Molecule: messenger RNA, 489 nt
Organism: Plasmodium gonderi
Lineage: Eukaryota; Apicomplexa; Aconoidasida; Haemosporida; Plasmodiidae
Product: zinc finger protein
Exons: 2
Coding region: 1-489 (162 amino acids)
Biological process (GO): chromatin remodeling
Cellular component (GO): Swr1 complex
Molecular function (GO): nucleosome binding
Source: RefSeq, a predicted model, not a curated record
AUGGGGAGAAGGCGUCUUGAGAAAAACCUAAACAACGCGAUCAAUUGUGAAAAGGCUAAAAACGUGAAAAAUGGAAAAAUUGGAAAAAACACAAAGAGCGUAAAAAAGAGAAAAAGAAAAAAGAACUCCGACACAGAGGACGACGAUGACAUUGAGAUAGCGAACAUGAAUGUUAAUUUGAAUCGAAAUGUCGCAGUAUCAUGUAAAUUUAAGCAGAGAGAAAAAGUGGACAUAAACUUGAUUCUAGCACAGGAUGAAGCCGAUGCGUCUAAAACGAAAAGUUACUGCUGGACGAAGGUUAAUGGAGGCAGAAGUUCCCUCACUCGAAGAAAAUUUUGCAUCGUUUGCGGAUUUGAAGGAAAAUACAAGUGUUUAAAAUGCUACGAACAUAAACCAAUUUCAUAUAUUAGAUACUACUGUUCGUUGAAUUGUAAAAAAGUUCACGACGAAUCUUCCUGUUGUAAGAAUAAGAUGUUGGAUAUAUGGUGA